This is a messenger RNA of Pteropus alecto (black flying fox), 649 nucleotides long. It is a transcript of the gene ACYP1, whose product is annotated as acylphosphatase 1. Bases 140 to 445 code for a protein of 101 amino acids. The transcript is spliced from 3 exons. The record is from RefSeq and is a predicted model, not a curated record. Gene Ontology annotation, molecular function: acylphosphatase activity. NCBI's taxonomy places the organism in Eukaryota, Metazoa, Chordata, Mammalia, Chiroptera, Pteropodidae.
CGGACAUGAUGGGCAUGCGAAACAACGAAGGAGCAGCCGCGCUCUGAGCUUCCGGGCGCGGCGGUUACGCGACCCGGGAAACCGUUGGCGCGGUAGUCUCCAGCGGAGUCCGGGACUACUGAGAGGACCAGGUGUGAGCAUGAGCAUGGCAGAAGGGGACACCCUGAUAUCAGUGGAUUAUGAAAUUUUGGGGAAGGUGCAAGGAGUGUUUUUCCGCAAAUACACUCAGGCUGAGGGUAAAAAGCUGGGAUUGGUAGGCUGGGUCCAGAACACUGACCAGGGCACAGUGCAAGGACAGUUGCAAGGUCCCAUCUCCAAAGUGCGUCAUAUGCAGGAAUGGCUUGAGAAAAAAGGAAGUCCCAAAUCGCACAUCAACAGAGCAAACUUCAACAACGAGAAAGUCAUCUUAAAGUUGGAUUAUUCAGAUUUCCAAAUUGUGAAAUAAUGACCUGAAUUUAAAAUUUCAAGAUAAACUCAGUGGUUUUGUUUUAUAUUGUUAAUAGAAUUAUUUUGUGUUCAACAUUAGAAGAAUUUGUCACUAAGUUAUUUUAGUAUCAGAUACUUGAAUAUUACUGUGUAUUAUAUGUAUGAUAGAAGGAAGGAUUACAACUGUGCACAAUUCUAAUUAAUAAAAACACAUUAGAACCUG